ACAUUGGAAACAACAUUUCAGCCUGAUAUAACUUAUUCAAUCGCUUUAUGCCAUUAUCAAAUGCAUGAAUAUUCCCAAGCACUCAAAUUCAUUGCUGAUAUCAUUGAUCGUGGCAUUAAAGAUCAUCCUGAAUUAUCUAUUGGAAUGGUAACAGAAGGCAUGGACGUGCGUUCCGUCGGUAAUACGUUGCUACUUCACGAGACAUGCCUAAUCGAAGCGUCUUCAGAAGCAUUAACUGAUAUGCCACCAAGACAUGAAGAGGAACUGGAUCCAGUAACUCUUCACAAUCAAGCAUUGAUUAACAUGGACAAAAAUCCAUCUGAUGGUUUCGCAAAGCUACAGUAUUUACUGAAUCAGAAUCCGUUCCCUCCAGAAACAUUUAGCAAUUUGCUUCUGUUGUACUGCAAAUAUGAAGUGAGAUUUUCAGUGAAUCGUAUCAUGUACUAUGAUCUUGCUGCGGAUAUACUUGCUGAAAAUGGUCAUCUUACCUAUAAAUAUUUAACUCAGUACCAGCGUGACUAUCUGGAUGCAAUAAUUACUCAGCAAACCGCUCCUCUCGAAGCAUAUAAUAAGUUCGAUGCUUUAGCAAAUGAUCAAAUCAAGGAAUUACGAAAAUUGACAAAAAAAAUCCAAGAUAUCAGACAAAACAAUGAGGAACAAACUAUACGAAAUGCCGUGGAUUUGUAUGAUGACACAAUGGCCAAAUAUCUGCCUGUAUUGAUGUCACAAGCAAAAAUUUACUGGGAAAUGAGCAACUAUGCACAAGUUGAAAAAAUAUUUCGUAAAUCAGUCGAGUUUUGCAGCGAACAUGAUGUUUGGAAAUUGAAUGUUGCACACACUCUUUUUAUGCAAGGCAAUAAAUUCAAAGAAGCUGCUGGUUUUUAUGAACCGAUCGUCAAAAAGAAUUUUGAUAACGUAUACGUAUAA
Molecule: messenger RNA, 927 nt
Organism: Dracunculus medinensis (Guinea worm)
Lineage: Eukaryota; Metazoa; Nematoda; Chromadorea; Rhabditida; Dracunculidae
Source: the annotation of a GenBank genome assembly